Colletotrichum destructivum is the source of this 1029-nucleotide messenger RNA. RefSeq names its product Putative S-adenosyl-L-methionine-dependent methyltransferase superfamily. Bases 1 to 1029 code for a protein of 342 amino acids. The record is from RefSeq and is a predicted model, not a curated record. Lineage: Eukaryota; Fungi; Ascomycota; Sordariomycetes; Glomerellales; Glomerellaceae. The transcript is spliced from 8 exons. Gene Ontology annotation, molecular function: methyltransferase activity.
AUGCAUCAAGUGGACACAACAUUCCCGCACGGAGUCAACGUUGACCUGGAAGCAGACGAGAAUAUCGACGACGCUGAGAUGCAGAGCCUUGCAGGAAGUGACGUCGACUCUGCGCUGGGAGAGUCCGAGGCAUGGCCAUCAUCUACUGCGUCACUUCGGUCAAGCAUAGUACGGGCACGUGAGGAGAAUGGCCGCAUAUACCACGGAUACAAGGAUGGGAAGUACGUCUUGCCUACGGACCAGGAAGAGCUCGACCGACAAGCAUUCCAAUACCAGCUUUGCCAGCUCACGUUUGAGAACAGGCUCAACUUUGCCCCAGUCCAUCACCCGCACAGAGUCUUGGACGUUGGGUGCGGCAUUGGGCUGUGGGCAAUAGAUUUUGGAGAGGAACACCCUGAAUCCGAGGUUGUGGGCGUAGAUCUGUCGCCUGUCCAGCCAGGCUUCACUCCACCCAACGUCCAUUACGAGAUUGACGAUCUCGAGGAGGAAUGGAGCUUUUCAAGAAAGUUUGACUAUGUCCACAGCAUGAUGAUGACCGGUGCUUUUAGGGAUUGGCACAACUUUCAUCAGCAAGCAUUCGACAACCUCAAUACCGGAGGAUGGCUUGAGAUCCAGGAUAUCGACUUUCCGAUGAGGUGUGAUGACGGAACCAUACCGCCAGACUGCGACCUCGGCAGGUGGAAUGAGCUGAUGAUGGAAGCCGGUAGAAGAUCCGGUUUUCUGCUGGAUACCUGCGGUAAGGCAGCGGAAAUGAUGACCAGCGUUGGCUUCGUCGAUAUCGUCCGCAUCCAGUUCAAGUGGCCAAUCAACCAAUGGCCGCGGGACGUGAAGCACAAGACACUUGGGGUCUGGACGGAGGCCAACUUCAGUGUUGGACUCGAGUCUAUGACGCUGGCUCUAUUCACCCGCUUCAUGGGCUGGAGAAAAGAGGAAGUCUGGGACUUUAGUGCUAGGGUUAUCGCGGAGUGGCGGUCCGUUGAGAGACAUGGAUAUUUCGAUGUGUAUGUUACUUAUGGGAGGAAACCAUGA